This is a messenger RNA of Corythoichthys intestinalis (scribbled pipefish), 3356 nucleotides long. Its product is annotated as MAP7 domain-containing protein 1-like. The coding region runs from base 310 to 2583 and encodes 757 amino acids. NCBI's taxonomy places the organism in Eukaryota, Metazoa, Chordata, Actinopteri, Syngnathiformes, Syngnathidae. Gene Ontology annotation, cellular component: microtubule cytoskeleton. The record is from RefSeq and is a predicted model, not a curated record. The transcript is spliced from 18 exons. Gene Ontology annotation, biological process: microtubule cytoskeleton organization.
UGGUUGGCAAUACUGAGACGUUUUAGUCCCGCUGUGGAUUUUCCACACAAUACACGUCCACCCUUUCAACUCCAAUUAAUAAUAUAUUAUCUAAACACUCGCGUCACUUUGUAUAUGUUAAACAAUCGGUAGUUCUUCGUCGUUUUCAGCGUCUUUAAACAACUUUGCCUGUUUUCUGUCGCUUCACCAUUCCUGCUGGAUUUUUCCAAAGGGCGUGUUUGGCUGAAUCUGGACCGGGAGUUGCAGCUCCUGUACUCGGGAUACUCGUGAGGAAUGACAGCAUCUGGAAAGUCACUGCAAUCCGCCUGAAUGGACACAAUGGAUUAUAAAGAGCUUGGGCAGCAUUUCGAAGAGAAACUGACACUGACGGAUAAAUCUCUGCCCUUGCAAGGUGACUGUCCACCCAUCCGAAAUGGAGAUAAGUGUCUACCAAGCGUGUUUCUGACGCCGGACGACUCAGCCAUCACCGACCUUUCCCCUAAAACUGAUUCCGGCACUAAAGCGGAAACCCCGACCGAUACCGACGCGUCAUGUAAGAUGGAAAAGCCCGUCGCGGGCACAGUCGCCCCUCAAGCCCCCAAGAAAGAUGUUAUGAACUCAGAACAGCGACAAAAACUCGCAAAGCAACGACGAGAAGAAAGAGCAAAAUACAUCGAACAGCAAACGCAGCUGCAAGCGGCAAAGAAAGCCCAAUGGCUGGAGAAGGAAGAGAAGGCCCGACGUUUGAGAGAAAGCCAACUGGAGGACCGCAGGAGGAAGCUGGAGGAACAAAGACUGAAGGCUGUAAAGCGUCGAGCUCUUCUGGAGGAGAAACAAAAGCUUAAAUUUGAGAAAAACAAGGAGCGAUACGAGUCGGCCAUCAAGAGGUCCACCAAGAAGACAUGGGCUGAGAUCCGGCAGCAGAGAUGGUCCUGGGCGGGCGGACUCAACCAGACCUCCCGCAGGGAAAGCAGGUGCUCAGCUUCUACAGUCAACUUGCCGAGACAGGUGGAGCCUGUUAUUAACAACAGACUGUCCAAGUCUUCUGCCACGCUUUGGAACUCUCCCAACAGAACCCGCAGCAUGCGUCUGAGCCCGUGGGAGAGUAAGAUCGUGGAGCGGCUCAUGACGCCUACGCUUUCCUUCCUGGCUCGCAGUCGCAGCGCCGCCACCCUGUUCAACAGCAGUGAUUCGUACUCUCACCACUGCUCCCGUUCAGCUUCGGCCAGCCCGCUCAACUGCUCCUCACGGCAGCACCAGAGCUCCGAACGCUGGAGGGUGUCGUCCGCCAGUACGCCCGACAUCACCCAGCGCCACCGCCAACGGAACUCCACACCGGUUGACAGAAAGAAAAAAGAGAAGAAGGAUAAGGAGAGAGAGAAUGAGAAGGAGAAAAGUGCGCUCUCCAAAGAGCGUAUACAGAAGAGACAGACGCCGUCGCCCCUUUCUAGUUCCAGGAGAUCCCAAACAGACAGCAGUUCUAGCACCCCCAGACCGAGAACCAGACCCCCGUCUCCUGCCCCUCCCAAAAGUCGGCCUUUAUCGCCUUUAGUACAAGCGGCGGGAACCAAUUCGCCCACGGGUAAGAAGACGCCCCCUCCCGGGUCCAAAACGCGACCCAAACGGGCCCAGACGCCCGCGAGAGUGCAGGCCCAGUCGGUCACGGCGGUCUCCGUGGAAACCGGACAAGAAUCCGAGGAGGCUGAGACACCGGAGGAGAGAAAGAGCUCCAGUAAUACGUCGACCGCCACUCCAGUCUCAUCUCCAGUCCCAAGCACACCAAGUGUGGACUCCUCCUCAAGUGUCACGCCUAGAGAAGAGCUCCCCACUUUAGUCGCCUCUCCCGCGGUUCAGCCUGCAAGCACUGGCAGGCCGUCAGCCGGCACCAACGACCCAGAGGAGGCCGCUCGCGUCCUGGCCGAAAAACGCAGACAAGCCCGCGAGCAGAGGGAGAGGGAGGAGCAGGAACGCCAAGAGCAAGAGCACAAGAACAGAAUCCUUCGGGAGGAGGCGAUGGCUCGAGACGCAGAAGAGAGGAAACGCAGAGAGGAGGAGGCCCGUUUCAUGGCCGAGCAGCAGCGGCUGAUGGAUGAAGCCCAACGAGCCCAAGAGGAGAAGGAGGCCCAGGAGCGAGCCAAAGCCGAGCAGGAGGAAAACGACAGGCUUCAGAAACAGAGAGAAGAAGCUGAAGCGAAAGCGCGGGAAGAAGCCGAGCAGCAGCGCAUGGAACGGGAGAAACACUUCCAAAAAGAAGAGCAAGAACGCCUGGAGAGGAAGAAGCGUCUUGAGGAAAUCAUGAAGAGGACUCGCAAGAGCGACGCCGGCGAUAAAAAGGACGCGAAGGCGUCGCCACAGGUUAAUGGCAAGGACGCGGACCUUAGCAAAGGCGACAAAUUGACGACCCCAACCCCGCCGACCACGGCUAGCCCCGUCGUGAACGGAGUGCAAAACGGCGUCUCUGCUAACGGCGAUUUCGAUCCCAUCAUGCAGCUGAACAGCAGCACUAGCCCCGCCCCCCCUCCAAGCGGGAUGGUUACGGUCGGAGAACCCUUUCUGAUGAAAACGGGUCCGAUGAAACCUCAACACGUGGCAGAGGUCCUGUGAGUCCCCCGCACAUCCAUGGACACGCCUUACAUCUACGCUUCAGCAUAGAGAAUCAUGCUACACCACAGCAGCUUAUGAAAAAAAAUGUGUGCCAAACAAACAACAUGCCUCUGCUGACUCCAUGACAACACACAGGAGGAAAAAAAAAAUCAGUAUUCUGUCUUCAGCGUGUUCUGUUGAAAGUUUUCUUCAAAAAAACGUCACAUGCAGAUUUUUGGUGCACCUUAAAGAUGACUGAAUUUUUAGAAAAUACAGUAUAAGCCCCAACGGAGGAAAAAAAAAUGGUUGUUAUUAUUACCGUCGUUCUGAUAUUGUUAAGUUGAACAAUGUGUGUUUGUUGUUUUUGUCUUGAAAUAUGUUGAGUUAUUUAACAUGAGGGGUAUUGGACCGACUGGCAUCAGACAGUAUGUAAAUGUAUAUGAACCUGGCUGCCAAAAGGCCUUCUGUCAAAGGGGAUCUGUGAAAUAAAGCUUUAUGAAAGGGAGCUUUUUAUUUUUCGUCGUUCUUCGGCGUGGUCAAGUGAGACCGUAAACAGCCCUUGACGGUGAGCGACAGACAAGGAGGCAAAUGCGGUCUGACGGCGGAGCCAAAGGAGGGAUUGUCACCAUUAAGAAUAACCACGGUGCGUUCAAGUGUCAAAAACGAAGCGUUAAUAACAACUGUUGGCUUCUCCUUGGUGGAGGUCAGUGGUGCAUGUCCCACUCACUUGUCAGGUUUUUUUGCUUCUGUUAACGUAGCCGAGUGUAGAACUUAGUGUUGCACCGAUACUAGUA